Molecule: messenger RNA, 764 nt
Organism: Beta vulgaris subsp. vulgaris (sugar beet)
Lineage: Eukaryota; Viridiplantae; Streptophyta; Magnoliopsida; Caryophyllales; Amaranthaceae
Exons: 2
Coding region: 105-518 (137 amino acids)
Source: RefSeq, a predicted model, not a curated record
UGCUUUGUGUGAGAAAAUUGUAGAGUGAACAAAAAAAGUCUUUGGCUCAUCAACAACCACUUAAUAUAUAUAUACUUCUAAUCAGUCUUCAGCUCUUCAAGGAAAUGGAAAGGGUCUCAAUUAACCUUCUUGCCCUUGCUGUUUUAGGAAUGUUCUUCUUGCUCAGUACUGCAACAGCUCCAGUACUUGGAAGUAUGGUUACAAAUUCUGAAGACAUGCAAUUUUCAGAGGAAUAUAAAAUGAUAAUAGAAGAAUUGGCGGCAAAACGCCAACCCAACAUAUAUAAAAAUGGAAACCAGAAAAGAAAAAUGAUGAUCACACGACCAAUAAUAAAUACUCUUGAUGUAUUUGCGGAGGCUAUAAAAAAGCAAGAAAUUGCAACAUCGUUGUCUUACGGGAAAGAUUUAAGCUGCGUGAGUGCAGGCAGCUAUUGUAACGUUGUGUUUGGACCAAAUUGCUGUAGUAGUGAAUUUGCAUGUGUACCACUAGGCUUCAUUGGUGGUGUGUGUGUGUCUUAAACUCAAGAACCACGCAUGUAGCUCGAUCGCUAGCUAGGUGCUUUAGUGGUUGGCUGUACGUGCUUGUUUCUCGACUUUCUUAAUUUCAAUCGUCUUGCUUUAAUUUAUGAAUAAUGUCGUCACUUCUCCGACAGUUUAUGUUUGGAAUGAGAUUCGGAAGCUACAGAUGUAAUAUAUAUUAUAUAUAUAUAUAUAUAAAAGUGUGAAAGUUUGGUUGAUAAUGAAUAUUUCUUCCGUUUCAUAAUA